Corylus avellana is the source of this 2093-nucleotide messenger RNA. Its product is annotated as Cysteinyl-tRNA synthetase, class Ia family protein. Lineage: Eukaryota; Viridiplantae; Streptophyta; Magnoliopsida; Fagales; Betulaceae. The record is from RefSeq and is a predicted model, not a curated record. Gene Ontology annotation, cellular component: cytoplasm. Gene Ontology annotation, molecular function: cysteine-tRNA ligase activity; ATP binding. Gene Ontology annotation, biological process: cysteinyl-tRNA aminoacylation.
CAAACUUGGAAAGGAAAAAAAAAAAAGAAGCAGGCUUCUUAGAUUUAGGGUUUUCUUGCGUUCUUACGCGCGCACUGGGAGAGACAGAGAGAGGGAAGGAGAGGUGAGUUGUACGUGUAGGUGGGAUGGCGAAGGAGGAGGAAUUCAGGGUGUACAACUCCUUGACGCAGCAGAAGGAGAUCUUCAAGCCGCACGUGCCGGGGCGUGUUGCCAUGUACGUCUGCGGCGUCACCGCCUACGCCCUCAGCCACCUCGGCCACGCUCGUGCGGCCGUCAACUUCGACGUUCUCUGCAGAUACCUACAACACUUGGGCUAUGAAGUUACCUAUGUGCGAAAUUUCACUGAUGUCGAUGACAAGAUAAUUCGUAGGGCGAAUGAACUUGGGGAGGAUCCAUUAAGUUUAAGUAACCGUUAUUGCCAAGAAUAUAUUGUCGACAUGUCUGAUCUCCAGUGCCUCCUUCCCACCCAUCAGCCACGUGUUUCGGAUCACAUGGAACAGAUAAAGGAUAUGAUAACUCAGAUUAUCAAUAAUGACUCUGCAUACACGGUGGAUGGAGAUGUCUUCUUUGCUGUUGAUAAAUUCCCAAACUACGGCCAGUUAUCUGGGCAGAAACUAGAAAACAACAGGGCUGGUGAACGAGUUGCUGUUGACUCAAGAAAGCGUAAUCCUGCUGACUUUGCAUUGUGGAAGGCUGCAAAGCCUGGUGAGCCAAGUUGGGAGAGCCCGUGGGGUCCUGGAAGACCAGGGUGGCACAUAGAAUGCAGUGCGAUGAGUGCACAUUAUCUAUCUUUCAAAUUUGAUAUUCAUGGUGGUGGAAUUGAUUUGAUCUUUCCACAUCAUGAAAAUGAGAUUGCCCAGAGCUGUGCCGCUUGCCAAGAGAGCCGUGUGAGUUACUGGAUGCAUAAUGGGCAUGUCACUAAUAAUAAUGAGAAAAUGUCCAAGUCGUUGGGUAAUUUUUUUACAAUCCGUGAGAUUACUCAACGGUAUCAUCCUCUGGCUUUGAGACAUUUCUUGAUAAGUGCACACUAUCGAUCUCCUCUCAAUUACACAGUCUUACAGCUGGAAAGUUCAUCAGAUGCUGUUUAUUACAUAUAUCAGACUUUGCAAGAUUGUGAAGAUGCUUUAUCCCCAUCUCAAGAAGGAAGCCUGGGGCCAGAACAAAAAGGCAAAACAGCUCGGGUCACGGCCGCUGCCCAAGAGUGCAUCAGUAGGCUACGUAGCGACUUCCAGAGUAAAAUGUCAGAUGACCUGAACACUGCACAGAUAUUGACUGUCGCUUUUCAAGAAGCCUUAAAGUUCAUAAACAGUUCUUUGAACACGCUCAAGAAAAAGCAACAGAAGCAACAACAAUUAUCGGUGGUUCAGUCUCUUAUUGAAGUAGAGAAAGAAGUUAAAGAAGUUCUGAAUAUUCUGGGAUUGCUAUCCUCUUCCACUUACUUGGAGGUUUUGCAGCAAUUGAAAGACAAGGCUUUGAAGAGAGCAGGGUUGGUGGAAAAUGAUGUGUUGCAUCUGAUUGAAGAAAGAACAUUAGCAAGGAAAAACAAGGAUUUCCCAAAGAGUGAUCAGAUCAGGGCUGAUUUAACUGUGAAGGGCAUUGCACUAAUGGAUGUGGGCAAGGACACUAUUUGGAGGCCAUGUAUCCCAGUUGAGCUAGAGCAGCCAGCAGCACCAGUUGAACUAGAGCAGCCAGCACCACCAGUUGAACAGGUCCAACAGGAACAUAACACCCUGCCAGUCGAACAGAAAACAGCUAGUACCACUGAUUGAACAAGAAAAAAAGCGAGAUGCUUUUAAACAUUAAACAGAAGAUAUCACCAAUUGAACAAGAACAAUAGGGAAAACCUGUCGGGCUUGAUGGUGGAAAGCCUUGUUCCUGCCCCGACCGUCAGCAUGACUGAUGACUGAUACAGUUUUAAUUAUGUACCGGGAUGUUUGUAACUUUUUUAUUCUAUUUAUUGACGAUUAAUGUUGUAAAAUUCGGGGACUUUAAAAUCCCCUGAGGCUGUGACCUAGCGCCACGGGUCAUAAAUAUAAAGCAAUGUGCCCUUUUUCUAGCUCUAUUGAUGCAUAAACAGCUGUUGAGGGUCUUGA